Messenger RNA from Diachasma alloeum, 2350 nucleotides. RefSeq names its product acetylcholinesterase. The coding region runs from base 59 to 1690 and encodes 543 amino acids. Lineage: Eukaryota; Metazoa; Arthropoda; Insecta; Hymenoptera; Braconidae. The record is from RefSeq and is a predicted model, not a curated record. The transcript is spliced from 10 exons.
UCUGAAAGCAGGUUUAUUUCGAUUACAACUCCAAUCGACUGUAGAGCCUCGAACUACAAUGCAACGGAUUAUUCCAGCGAUCACUGCAAUCGCAAUAUUGUUCGUACUCGAAACGCGCGGGCAACACGGAUUUACAGAAAUCGUUGGUACAGACAAAGGGUUUGUGCGCGGUGUGUUAUUGAAAACGGUGCAAAAUUCGGUGGAAUAUUCGGCGUUCAAAGGGAUUCCGUAUGGCAAACCACCGCUUGGAUAUUUACGAUUUAAGCCUCCAGUUGAAGCGGACAGUUGGGAUUACACUCUGGAUGCCACAUCUGAACCGGAACGCUGUCCUCAAUUUGCCCCUAGAACUGCACAUUUGACCGGUAAUGAAGACUGUCUCUAUCUCAAUGUCUACACGCCAAAGACGAAAUUUAAUUCCACCGAUGGAGAAUUAUCAGCGGUAAUGGUGUGGAUACACGGUGGUGGCUUUUACGAGGGGACUAUCAACAGUUCUGUGUUCGGUCCUGAUUUUUUAAUUGAGGAUAACGUCGUUGUGGUUGCGAUGAAUUAUCGUCUCGGUGCACUAGGAUUUCUAUCUCUCAAUCAUCCAAAUGCUACUGGCAACGCUGGACUGAAGGAUCAAGUGUUGGCGUUGAAGUGGGUGCAAAGGAAUAUACAAAACUUCGGGGGUGAUCCCACUGCAGUUACUAUAUUCGGACAAAGUGCUGGAGGGGAUUCUGUUGAACUGCACAAAGUUUCGGACAAGUCCGCAGGACUAUUCAAGGGAUCCAUCGCCAUGAGUGGUUCGCCAUUGAACCCUUGGGGAUUUGCAACAUUAAACAGCGCUCUCUCCAAAGCAAUUGCUCUGGGUGAGGAACUAAAUCUAACGACAACGAAUGUGGAGGAUUUUCUCCGAGAUCUGUACGAUGUACCUGCUGAAGACUUGGUGGUGGCAACUUUUCGCUCGAUUACCGGGACCGAAAUGGGCUUCAUACCGACUUUGGAAAAUAGAGACGUAAGUGGUGAAGAGGCUUUCAUCACUGAAUGCCCAAUUCACAGGUAUAAAUCAGGAAAUUAUGUGGACUUGCCGCAUAUGCUGGGCACUGUGAGUUCGGAGACAAUCUAUCUUGCUCCAUCUAUUCUACACAAAAUUACUGGCCCACAAUCAGCGGCAACUGAAGAAAAAUCCAUUUGGGAUGAUGUCAGCCCUGACGUAAUCCAGCAAAGUGUUGUCAUCAGUAGUGAUCUGUGGUUUGUUGCUGGUGUUGAUCGCACUCAGCAGUAUUUGAGUGAAGGAAAGGCACCGGUUUAUUACUAUCGGAAUUCUUUCGACUAUGAUGAUGCACUGCACAAGCUGGAGGGUUCCCUGAUAAAUGGAACAGGACAUUCAGACGAUCUUGCUCAUCUAUUUUGGAUGUCAAAGAGGAAUCAGUCUCUCGAUCCUACUAGUGAUAUUGCCAUUCAACGGAGAAGAUUAGUCAGGCUGUGGACGAAUUUUGCUAAAUUCGGCAAUCCUACACCCAAUGGAACUGAAGAUGAAGUUUUGAGUACUCAAUGGAUGAAUUCGGGAGCUGAAGGAUAUCAUUUAGAGAUUAGUAAUGACGGUCUGAAGAUGGGACCCCGACCGACUGACAUGUUUGUGAAGAUACUGGGAGCAUUCUUGGGACCAGUCGAGGAAACCUUGAAUGGAUGCUCAACCAAGCGAUUCUGAUGAACAUUGGAAUUGUUUUUUGUCACAAGUUUUUUUGGUAAUACCUUCAAUUCCUACAAAUGGCCAUUUUCUAUAGAAAAAAAGGCGCAAAAAAUCUGAAGAGUUUUUCGAUAGAAUCUGCGAAAAACUGAUGACAUUAUUAAUAGAAGUUGGAUAGAAUUUCAAUAAAAUUUUCCAGCAAAUUUGCUACGAUUUUCUAAUAAUUUUUUUCGUGCAUCAUGAUCCGAAUUUUUAUUAACACUUCCGGAAAAUUGAUCUGGAAAACAAUAAUUUUUGUAAAAUCGAUAUCAUGCCCCGUUAUUGCGGCUCAGAAUGUAAUUAUUACUUUUUUUCCAUGACAACUUUUCUGGAAUAUCUGGAAUAUCUGGAUAUCUGUGUUUUUCCUGAGUUUGCGUAGAAAUUGUAUCGUUGAAUCUGGCUCACAGUGAUGAAUUGAUAAACUUUACAACAUUGAAAUAGUCACUCACUAGUCCGACCCUACAUAGUCUGUCUUCGGAAAUGUCUAGUUGCAUUCUGUUUGUCCCUUGUACCAUUACAAAUGACUGUUCAAAUCCCCUCCCACUGAAUUAUGCAAAUUCCAUCGUGGACAUGAACGAAACUGUCUUCUGCUACAAUAGCAUUGCAAUAAGUGCUGUUUACUUAUUAAAGAGUCAGACGUUU